Molecule: messenger RNA, 556 nt
Organism: Rhizopus microsporus ATCC 52813
Lineage: Eukaryota; Fungi; Mucoromycota; Mucoromycetes; Mucorales; Rhizopodaceae
Exons: 1
Coding region: 114-284 (56 amino acids)
Source: RefSeq, a predicted model, not a curated record
CUCCCUUUCUUCCCUUUUUCCUUUUUUAUUUUUUAAUUUUAUUCUCUCUCUUUUCCCUUUUUUCCCUAUUUUAUGCAGAUAACUUUAAAAGAAGUUAUAAUAAGCAGAAGUUAAUGGAUGUCUCUAAAUUAUGCCUAGACAUUUCUGAGGAAUCAGCAUUACCAGCAUUCACAAGAAAUACUACAAAUAACAGCAACGACAACAAUAACAACAACAACAAUAGUAGCAGUAGCAGUAGCAGCUGUGACAACAGCGACAAUAAAGAAAAACAGAGUGAAGGGUAAACAAAUUGAUAAUGAUAAUAGUUGAAAUAGCUUACAGGUAACAAUGAGUAGAUUACCUAUUCCUUCUUUAGCAGAGCUCACAUAUAAUGUAAAUAAAUUAAGUCAACCCAACAUAUACCUAUAUCAUCAACCACAACCUCAUCAUCAUCCCUUGCCAUUUCAACCUUCUUCGUCCACAGUACAUCACGAUUAUCCACCUACCCCACCUCAACCACCAUUAACACAGCGCUUCUGUGAACCAGAGCCAGAAAAUGAUAGACUAUUGUUAAAAC